GUGUAUGCUACCGCUGCUGCUGUUGCUGCUGCUUCGUCAGACGGUAAUGGACAGUAUCCGGGAAUGGGAAUUGCGAGCAAAAAACAAGCUAUGGUAAUAGAUGGAAUGGAAGAAUCAAAUGUAUUGUACAUGAUUGACAGUAGCAGUAAGCUUGCCCGAAAGUUUACGCCAUGGAUACGGCGGUUUUAUAAUGCGUUGUUGGUUGGCGAUGCCGAUGAAUUUUUAUCAAAAUUUUCUAGCAUUUCGCGAGUCUUAAAAAAAAGUGCAGGUCGCAUGCGGUACGAACACAUGUCUAAGGAUCAGUUCGCGCAGCACGUAAUGAAUGGCAUAAUAUGUGCAUUCUUUGACAGAGCAGAAAAUACAUCAAUUCUUCAUCAUUUGGCGGCUUAUUCGUAUCAUUUUAAAUGCUUUGCGAUGGAACGAUCGCCGUGCUUUGCUUGCAUUGCGCACUAUGAGGACCGGGAAGACAGCGCUGCAUUUAGCUGCAGCUACCGGGCAGUUCUGUCAGAGGCCUCUAGUGAAUGCUUCGACCACUCAGGACGCGCUCCUAUUCAUUAUGUUGUUAUGAGGAAUGAUCUGCAUUUGGUGAAACUGCUUCUAUGGUAUGGUGCGGACGUCUCACUGAGGGAACGCUUGACAACACCAUUACAACUCGCCGGUCUCUCGCCAACCACCAUGCUGAUAUGCGAAUAUCUACACGCACGAGUGCAGGCGCUCCAGAGGGUUUUCAUGCAAUGGAUAAAGAAAUUUGUGAGAGGCGUAUGGACCCCUCAUCGUGCACUAAGCGAUCUGCAUUUCAUAAGGCUCGCGAAAGCAUGCGAUUGGAGAAGUGAUGCGCCUCGUGACCUCGUUACCAGAAAUCGAAAAGUACGCAUCAAUAUGUUGGAAACGCAUGCAAGUAAUCCACAGCAUAUCAAGAAAUGCCCGUUAAUGCUGCUUUUUGUUGUACCAACAUUUUACAAGGAAGAAGAUAGGCUUGCCGAUGCUUCCAAUCCGCAGAUCUUCUGCGCUACGUUGCAAAAUUUGAAUGGAUCAAUUGUCAAAUUGCUCCCUUUUCAACCUCUCUUGAGUAGCUCAAAUUGGAGUGUCGGAAUUCGAUCGGCAUUGGAAAAGCCGCAUAAUGGAUAUUUUUAUGUAUAUAAACUGCCUGAUGAUACCUAUACGCUUCACUUAACGGUAAAUUUGGAGGAGGUGCGCUUGGAUGCUUCACACAUUGCUCUCGCGAUACAAGCGUUUGCGUGUGGUCCACCGGAUCUGCGUCACUAUAACGAAUUGCGAGGACUAGCCACUUUAACUAAUAAAUCUAAGUUGGACUGA
Gongylonema pulchrum is the source of this 1317-nucleotide messenger RNA. NCBI's taxonomy places the organism in Eukaryota, Metazoa, Nematoda, Chromadorea, Rhabditida, Gongylonematidae. The record is from the annotation of a GenBank genome assembly.